Molecule: messenger RNA, 532 nt
Organism: Vigna umbellata (rice bean)
Lineage: Eukaryota; Viridiplantae; Streptophyta; Magnoliopsida; Fabales; Fabaceae
Product: MLP-like protein 43
Biological process (GO): defense response
Source: RefSeq, a predicted model, not a curated record
CUCUUCUUUGUCUAUCUCAUAGUUUUCUGCUUCUUGUUUAUGAUCAUGGCUCUGGGUGGUAGAAUCAGCAUUGAAAUUGGGGUUCAUGCAACUGCUGCAAAGUGGUACAACAUCUUUGCAACGCAACUCCAUCAGGUUCAAAACCUUACUGAUAGAAUUCACCAAGCCAAGCUGCAUCAUGGUCAAGACUGGCACCACAAUGAGGCCAUCAAACACUGGACUUAUAUCAUAGAUGGUAAGGUUAACACAUGUCAGGAGAGUAUGGAGUACGAUGAAGCGAAGAAAAUAAUAAUCUUCAAGCUCUUCGGUGGAGACGUGGCUAAAGAGUUCAAGUUCAUAAACCUUGUAUUUGAAGCAAGUGAUAAGGAGAAUGGUGGUGCUAAUAUCAAAUGGACUGUUGAAUAUGAGAGGCUUAGUGGAGAAGUUCAUCCUCCAUAUGGCUACAUCGAGUACCUCUACAAAUGCACUGUGGAUAUGGAUGCUCACCUCAAGGCAUAGUUUCGAAAAGUUAUGCAUAAAAUUAAGAAAGAAA